Molecule: messenger RNA, 2731 nt
Organism: Hypanus sabinus (Atlantic stingray)
Lineage: Eukaryota; Metazoa; Chordata; Chondrichthyes; Myliobatiformes; Dasyatidae
Product: cyclic nucleotide-gated cation channel alpha-4-like
Exons: 5
Coding region: 116-2149 (677 amino acids)
Biological process (GO): monoatomic cation transmembrane transport
Cellular component (GO): plasma membrane; intracellular cyclic nucleotide activated cation channel complex
Molecular function (GO): cGMP binding; intracellularly cAMP-activated cation channel activity; protein-containing complex binding
Source: RefSeq, a predicted model, not a curated record
CUGGGGCAGGAAUCCCCAGGGCUUCAGUGGCAGGAUGCAGGAGCCAGGGGUGAAUCUGCUCAGUCACGGCUGUAACUGCAGGCAUUGAGAGGCAGGAGAGGCAUCAGCAGACACCAUGCAGUACUGGGGAGAACGGGUCACAGAGUGGGCCAGAGCCUCUGGAGGGACGAUUGGCGCUUGGGUCAACCGAAUGAGGCAGUCAGCAGCUAGCUGGGCCAGGCGAAGUGCCAGCUCUCCCUGGAUUUUGGACCCCAUGGGUGAUGUCUACUACUACUGGCUGGUCGUCGCCAGUGUCCCUGUCAUCUACAACUGGACCGCAUUGGUUGCUAGGUGCAGCUUCACUGAUCUCCGGUGCAGGUACCUGUCCAGCUGGCUGGCUCUGGAUUAUUUGUCCGAUUUCAUCUACCUGCUCAACGUGGUCGUCAGGCUCAGCACAGGACAGCUGGAGCAGGGUGUGCUGGUGACGGACCGCCGCCGCAUCGCUCGCACCUAUCUGCGCUCGUCGGCCUUCGGACUGGACGCGGCCUCUCUGCUGCCCACCGACCUGCUGGCCCUGUGGCUCGGUCCCUGCUCGCCGGCCGUCCGCCUCAACCGGCUGCUGCAGCUGCCGCGGCUGCUGGAACUGCUGGAGCGGGCCGAGACCCGCACGUCCCGCCCCAACGCGCUGCGCAUCGGCCGGGUGAUGGGUCUGCUCGCCCUCCUCAUCCACUGGAACGCCUGCGCCUACUUCUCCCUGUCGGCUCACCUGGGCUUCGGCUCCGACCCCUGGGUCUACCCGAACGUGUCGACGCCCGGCCACCCCCGCCUCGCCCACCAGUACCUGUACAGCGUCCACUUCGCCACGCUGAUCCUCACCACCAUGGGCAACACGCCGCCGCCCAGCCGCGACGAGGAGUACCUCUUCGUGGCGGCGGACCUGCUGGUCGCCGUGCUGACCUUCGCCGGCAUCGCGGGCAGCGCCGAGUCCAUCGUGUCGGAGAUGCAGCGGGCGCGGCGCGGCGGCUUCCCCGACCAGCGCCGGGUGCGCGGCUACCUGCGCCGGCGGGGCGUGGAGCCGGCGCUGGCCCGCAGGGUGGACCGCUGGGCCGAGCACCUCCGGCUGCACGCCAAGCGCACGGACGAGCGGCGGGCUCUGCGGGCGCUGCCCGGCCGGCUGCGGGCUCAGCUGGCGGCCGACGUGCACCUGCGGGCGCUGGGCAAGGUGCGGCUCUUCAGCCGCUGCGAGGCGGGCCUCCUCCGGCAGCUGGUGACCCGGCUCCGGCUGCAGGUCUUCAGCCCCGGGGACCUGGUGUGCCGCCGGGGCGAGGUGGGCCGGGAGAUGUACAUCGUGCAGGAGGGCCGCCUCGCCGUGCUGGCCGAGGACGGGCUCACCGAGCUGGCCACACUGCAGGACGGCAGCUACUUCGGCGAGAUCAGCAUCCUCAACAUCCCCGGGAAUAAGUCUGGGAACCGGAGGACGGCGAACAUCCGCAGCCUCGGGUACUCUGAUCUGUUCGUGCUGGGGAAGGAUGACCUGACUGAGGUGCUGCUGGAGUUCCCCGAGGCAAGGAGGGCUCUGGAGGAUCGGGGCCGGGAGAUGCUGCAGAAGAUGGGGAUGUUGGAGGAGGGGGCAGCCCAGGAGGACGGGGGUCCGGAGCAGCUGCUGAGGAAGGCCGGACGCCUGGAGAUCGCACUGGACUUGCAGCAUACCCGACUGGCUCGCCUGAUGGCGGAGCACGAUUCCAGCCUCUGCAAGAUGAACCUCCGGCUCAGUCAGCUGGAGGACAAAGUCAAUGGGUGGGAGGUGGAUCCAGGCCACAGUGAGCUGCAGCAGCAGGCUCUGUCCCAGAGCCAAAUACAGGUCCAGGCCCAGCUCCAUGACCAAACCCAAGCACAGGCCCGCACCAGUCUGCUGCUGGAGAAAGGAGGGGAGGGCCCGGCCCACAGGCAGCCCUGGUCCCAGGCUCCAUCCCAGAGCUGGGCCCAGGACCAGGUCCAAACAGAGGCCUUGUCCUGCACCAAUGGACUGCCAGAGAACGAAGAGGAGGGCCGAGUCCCAGCCCCAGGCCCAGGCCCCAGUCCACAGGCACUUACAGGCCCAGACGCAAACCCUGCUGGAGAUCAAGCCCCAGGAUCAAGUUCAGUUGCAUGUCCAUUCCCAAGCCCAUGAUGACAAGCAGCACCAGAUCCUGACACAUGUCAAGGCCCAGGUGCUGAACCCUCGCUUGUCACAGACUCAGGCUCUGAACCCGCCCCAGGAUCAGGGUCAGGCCCUGGACCAUGGACAACUCUGACCCCUCAACCACAUAUGGGACCAGGGCCACUUUCUGGGUGACAGGAAGCUGCUGGUCCCACAUCUGAGUUUCAAGCUCAGCAAUGAAGCCAGGCCCAGAGGCAGGGAUUGUCCAAAGGCCAGACUCGAGGAGAGCCCUGAAUUCACAGGUAGCUCGAGGACCCGAGCUCGGAGCCUCGGGGCUGGUUCAAGCUGCAGACACCCAACCUGCAGGUGGGAGGCCGGACACAGGCCUAGCUCAGCCCCAUAUUGAGGCCUGGCUGGGAUAGAGCUGAGGGUCCUGGGGCUAGGGGCUAGAUAGCUGGGGGAGAUUGCUCUGUGCCUGGUCCACCAUACAUUCUGGGAAGCUGAACACUGGCGAGGGUUUCAUCGCAGCCUUCACUGCUGUACGGAGAGUGUCCUCGGGUACAAACAAUCCAGGACGGGGUGGAUACAGCAAACUGCAUCUGCCACACAAUA